Messenger RNA from Centruroides sculpturatus (bark scorpion), 3040 nucleotides. RefSeq names its product zinc finger BED domain-containing protein 4-like. The record is from RefSeq and is a predicted model, not a curated record. Gene Ontology annotation, molecular function: DNA binding; protein dimerization activity. The transcript has a single exon. Bases 992 to 2875 code for a protein of 627 amino acids. NCBI's taxonomy places the organism in Eukaryota, Metazoa, Arthropoda, Arachnida, Scorpiones, Buthidae.
GAUAUAAUUUUCCAAUUAAGCUAUUUCGCGUCUUUAUAAAGAUUCUAUUUCGGGGAAUUCCAACUUCACGGUACAAACAGUAGCAUGCGAAAUUACAACGAUAAUAUUAGUUCGCUGUAUCCAAAGCACGUGUACAAUACAGAUCCCGAUCGCAACAAUAUAACCCGGAACCUUAAAACUAACCUUAAACACGAACUUAACACUAAUAACAGAAAAAGGGAUAGAAUUAAGAAGACAGAAAAAAAGGUAGAUAAGAUAGAAAUACGGAUAUCUGGAGUUUUGUCCCUUUUUUCGGCUUGUUUCUUUAUGCGUACUGUUGGGUGGGAUAACACACGUCCUUCUCCUAUAACUGGCCAGUUCUCUUCUUCAAUAAUUAGGAUUUUUCCUUUCACAGUCCUCAAUACGACCUUAAAACAGGAACUUUUUUCUGAACUUAUUUCCGAACUAUCCGGUCAUUAAAAAUACGACUCCCAGUAUUCUCACUUCGUCCGUACACUCUGCCGUCCGGUUUACGAAUGACCUGCUACGUCACUUCUCUUUUUUCUCCGGCUUCUGUUUACACCUUUGCUCCUCAAAUUUCUAGGAACUGCUCAUCCCACCCAAGGGACAGGGAAUAGAUAAGAAAGUUCUAGAAGAAAAUAGAACAAUAGAACAAAGGGUAGAAAGAAGAAACGAAACUAAACUAAAAUUAAUAUUUACAAAAAUAUAGCGUACCGCCACAAUAGUUUAGUGCAGUGUUUCCCAACCUUUUUUGUGCUAUGCCCCACUUAAGCCUUUCUAAAAUUCUUAUGUCUCCCUAACAUAUACAACGGCUAUACGGUUAACUUAAACUCUGGACAAGUCCAUUUUCGAAUUGUCCUUUUUAGCAAUCCAAUUGCCCCCUGUGGGGCCCACGCCCCACGUUGGGAAACACUGGUUUGUGGCUAGUGUGACACGGGAUAGCGUAGGUUACGUUUGUGUUUUUGGAGAGUGUUGAAUUAAAUUAAAAACAAUGUCGACAAAAAAGUUUAGUAGUAUAAUAUGGAAAUAUUUUACGAUAGUAAAUGACGAAUGUGCUAAAUGUAAAAUUUGUGAAGGAAAGUAUUCCCGUAAGGGUAAAGGUACAACAUCGUUAAAAAAUCACCUCCAGAGGAAACAUCCACAAGAAUAUGCUUUAUUCUUAAAAGAAGACUCCGCUAAGAAGAGUGCCGACGAAAACGUUCAACAGGGAACAUCUUUACAAACGGUAAAAAGAGAAUUUAGACAAACAUUUUUUAACGAAUACAUAGAAAAACUCAAAAUGUGGGAUAAUACAAACCCCAAAUCAAUAAAAAUUGACUAUUUAAUUGCAGAAAUGAUAGCUUUAUCUGAUUUACCUUUUCAACACAUAGAAGGAUUGGGGUUCCGACGAUUGUUGAAUCAUGUUGUUCCAAAUUAUGUUCUAAAAGGCAGGAAAUAUUUUACGGAACUUGUUUGCAGCGAACUUUACGAUAAAGUGUCAUCGAAAAUAAAGAUCAUGUUGAAGGAUUUUGAGAAAGUUUCCUUUACAUCAGAUAUCUGGUCAGAUUCUUCGUCAGGAGUUUCAUUAUUAUCCUUAACAUGUCAUGGUAUUACAAAAGAUUUUAUAAGAAAAAAUAUCGUUUUGAAAGCGGAGAUUCUUGACGAACGCCACACGGGAGAUUACAUUUCGGCAAUAUUUCAAUGUAUGCUCGAAGAGUGGGGAAUCCCAAAACAGAAUGUGCACUGCAUAGUAAGAGAUGGGGGAUCCAACAUGAAGCGUGCCUGCACUUUAUCUGACAUAAAUAAUAUUGACUGUACAGCACAUCAGCUGCAUCUGGUGGUCAAAGAAGCUAUUAAAAAUGUUGAUGCAAUAUCCAUGUUACUUACAAAAUGCAGAAAAAUUGCAGGACAUUUCAACCAUUCUACAAUGGCAAAGCAAGAAUUAGAAAAAAUACAAGUUCGACUCAAUCAAAGAGUUUUAAAAGUUUUGCAAGACUCGCUGACACGCUGGAAUUCCAGCUAUUAUAUGUUGGAAAAACUUGAUUGCAUUAAGGAUUCGUUGUCGCUUUAUUCUACUAAUAAUAAAAUAGUACAGUUUGAUGCCGAAAAGUGGAUUUUAAUUCAAGAAUUUGUGAGAGUACUGAAGCAUCUGGAAGAUACCACAAAAAAAUUGAGCGCACAAAACAUAUGUAUAUCCGACGUUAUUCCUCUAGUACGAGCAUUAAAUAAAUUGUAUGACGAGAUUCAAAUUUCUGCUAAUAGUGGGGAAACUCUCAACAUCAGCACACCUGCCGUUCUUGAUUUUUUGUCUUCUUUGAAGAAUGAAUUAGAUUAUCGUUUUUCUGAAAUCGACAAAAAUAUAUUGUUCCAAAUAGCAACAUUUUUAGAUCCACGUUACAAAGGUAAAUUUUUCAGUGAUUUUCUUAUCAAAGAUAUAAAACAGAAACUACUUACAGCUUUAGAAACAGAAGUAAAUAUCACAACAACUACAACUAGCACAGAAAAAUCAAAUGCUGUAAGAAAAGAAUAUUGCAACAAUUUAGAAGACUCUAUGGCUAAUAUGUUAGAUAGUGACGAUGAAGAUGAGGAAUCUGAAAACCAAAUAUCAUACACUAAUGCUAAUUUGCUCACAGAAUAUGCCAAAGAAAAAAGAUUAUCAAGAGACCAAGAUCCAUUAAAGUAUUGGGAGAUUAAUAGUAAAAAAUUUGGAGGUCUUAGUCACAUGGCUCGCACAUAUUUAUCAUCACCUGCAACAAGCGUUCCAAGUGAGCAGUUUUUCAGUGCAGCAGGAAUUAUUUACGAUCCUCAUCGUAAUAGACUUUUGGGGGAUAAAGCUGCCAAGUUACUCUUUUUGAAGUACAAUUUACCAUUAAUUAAUUUUGAUUAUGACAUUUAAUUUUUUUGAAGUUUCUAAAAUUGUGAUUAUUUUAUCUGAUAAUUUGAUAAUUAAAAUUCUUUGAUAAUUAUUAUAAUAUAAUAUAACCGUGAUGAUUAUUUCAAUUAGCAUUAGAGGUUUGAUCUCACUAUAAAGAUAGUUAAAUUAAUACCUUAUACUGGUAAC